AAGAAAACAUGAUUGGGCCAAGAAACGAAAUAACAGCAGGUAUUAGAGCAGAUCCUGAUGAUGCUGAGUCAAGACAACAGCUACAACUACCAAGUGCAGGGCCCCUGAAGAUGGAAGACUCGCGUGCACCAAAGCUCACCUUUCGGCAGAGACGGAGGAGAGUGAUGCGUGACGCCAGUGACGAACCGAAUCCGUUUUUGGGUGAGGUUGAUGAGGCAGAGAAGGUAAUGCCACGACUGGUUGGUGAAGAUGGAAAGGUUCCCGAUCCAGCAGUCACUUCAGGUAUAUCCACGACUGAGACUGAUGGAGGAGCAGAAGGUCGUAAUCUGAUCUGUUCACAGAGCAACCCAGCUACUUCACUGCAAGAGACCAAGCUUCAAAAGGACCACAAGAAGAGUGAAGUUCUGGCUCUCGCUCAAGAUGACGGAGGAAAUGCGGUGGAGCAAAAAAAUGGAGAGAUCUUAUCCUCGAGUACUGCGGUUGCAAUACAAGAAAACCCGAACGAGGACCCCUCUAUCUCAGCAUCGAGCCUUAACUACAAACUUCCGUGUCCUCCUCCAAUCCUCGCCUGCACAAAAUACAAGCCUCGCGACUCAGGCAAAGAGUUGCAACGGUUUUUUCAACGAGCUGUGGGUGUGGUUAUGAAAAAAGGGAGGAAAGUGGCGCCUGACUCAGACAAGAUUGCGCAAUUGCAUUUCUUGAACCUGAUGAGUGUAGCGAGCGCAGCCCAUUGGCUUCGGGGGAGGUCUAUAGUGCGUAGGCUAGCGCGUAAUCUUGCUAUGUCGAUGUCGGCGUCUUGGUCUCCCGUUGAGGUUGCGAGAGCAAUUGAAGAAGUAGAUGCUCAUGACGAGCACCUGGACACGGAGGAUGCUGUGGUGCCCAUAUCGAAUUCUAGAUCAACAAGUAGCAGUAGCGUGAUGUUGGGAUCAGGAAUACAUAGGAGGACCGGAAUUCUUCCCCCGCACUAUGCCUUUUCUAUCAUUGUGUUGCUGCAUCAGACAUUGGUUGUGAUGCCAGUGAGCAGUAGUUCUGGGAGCAUCGGCAGUGGCAUAUCUAGCGAAUCUGAAAAUUUUUCAGAUUCGCUUCGUGUUGCUUUCAAGGAAAAAGAGCACCUCUCUGAGAAGGGCACCAUGGGAGGAUCUGCAAUGUCGAAAUCCUCGAGAAAUCCACGCGACACCGACGAUGUCCGAAAUGAGAAGGCUUAUGGAAAAGCGGAUCGGAUUUUCACAAGAUCGGCUUCGUUGUUGGACUUCCGGAAGUUGGCAGAAAAGUUGUUGGAAAACGUUCGUCUGGGGGAAAAUGAGAGGUCCGUCACGGAACAGGACAAAGAUGAGAAAGCCAGUGGUCUUGAGAAAUCGCUUUCAAAAGACAUACCGAUGGCAAGGAAGGUUGCAACGGCAGUCGGGUUCUUGAAUUUGAGAGUCGAAAUUGACUGGCCCAGCAUUUUGGAAGAAUGGGACACAGAAAAUCAGCGUGACCAUGCUGAGAAGGUACCC
Amoebophrya sp. A25 is the source of this 1496-nucleotide messenger RNA. NCBI's taxonomy places the organism in Eukaryota, Dinophyceae, Syndiniales, Amoebophryaceae. The record is from the annotation of a GenBank genome assembly.